Molecule: messenger RNA, 543 nt
Organism: Plasmodium yoelii
Lineage: Eukaryota; Apicomplexa; Aconoidasida; Haemosporida; Plasmodiidae
Product: apical rhoptry neck protein, putative
Exons: 1
Coding region: 1-543 (180 amino acids)
Source: RefSeq, a predicted model, not a curated record
AUGAAGAAGAUAUAUUUGUUUUUUUUGAUUUUAUUAAUAAAUAUAAACAUAAAUAUAAAUUAUUGUUUAUCGAAAAAAAAUAUAAAAAGAAAAACACAAUUAAGAAAUAAUUUAGGAAACAAAAAUAUAAUUGAUAUAAAAGAUAAAUAUUAUAAUGAUAAUAAUAAUAGAGAAUAUGUACAAGAUCUUUUAAAAAAAGAAGAAAAUAAAAUAAAUGGAUAUAAUAAUCAUAUAAAAUUUAUUGAUCAUAAUAUUGAAAAUGAAAAAAAAAAAAAUAAAAAAAAUAAAAGUACAUACUCUUUUAUGUCUUUAAAUUUGCUUCCAUUUAUUGCACACACAUCAGGAUAUCCCAAUGGAAAUUCAAUUCCCCCAAAUGAAACGGGUGUUCAUUUUUAUAAUUUUGAAAAAAGCCCAACAAUACAAUAUAUGUUAAUUGAUGAAGAGAGAAAAAAUUCUUUUCUGUACAUAAUUUUUCUCGUUGCAUCAUUUACUGUAGUUGUGCUUAUAGCUUUUUUUAUAUUUAAAUUUUUUUUUAAAUUAUAA